Molecule: messenger RNA, 1002 nt
Organism: Cucurbitaria berberidis CBS 394.84
Lineage: Eukaryota; Fungi; Ascomycota; Dothideomycetes; Pleosporales; Cucurbitariaceae
Product: glycoside hydrolase family 10 protein
Exons: 3
Coding region: 1-1002 (333 amino acids)
Biological process (GO): carbohydrate metabolic process
Molecular function (GO): hydrolase activity, hydrolyzing O-glycosyl compounds
Source: RefSeq, a predicted model, not a curated record
AUGAAGCUUUCCCUCGUUACUCUUCUAUCUGCCAGUGCUCUUGUCUCUGCAGCUCCUUUUGCGGAGCCGGAGCCAGAGCCAGUCCUCGAAGACCGGCAGGCGGCGCAGAGCAUCCACGAUGCUAUGGUUGCGAAGGGUAGGAAAUACUUCGGUACCUGCACGGAUCCUAAUCGCCUGAGCACUGGAUCAAACUCGGCGAUCAUCAAGGCCAACUUCGGCCAGGUCACCCCAGAGAAUAGCAUGAAAUGGGAUCAGACCGAAACCUCACGCGGUAGCUUCAAGUUCACUACCGCCGACGAGACUGUAAAGUUCGCCACCGACAACAAGAAGUUGAUCCGUGGACACACCACCGUAUGGCAUUCUCAGCUGCCCGGGUGGGUAUCAAGUAUCAAUGAUAAGGCGACAUUGACUACUGUCAUUCAGAACCACGUUACCACCCUAUUGACCCGAUGGAAAGGUCAGAUAUACGCGUGGGACGUCUUGAAUGAGAUUUUUGCGGAAAAUGGGAAUUUUCGUUCCAGCGUCUUCUACAAUGUAUUGGGCGAGUCGUUUGUUAAAAUAGCUUUUGAGGCGGCCAGGAAGGCCGAUCCUGAUGCGAAGCUAUACAUAAACGACUACAACCUCGACACUGCCUCGUACGCUAAAACACAGGGCAUGAUUCGCAAUGUCAAGAACUGGAUCUCGCAAGGCAUCCCUAUCGAUGGUAUCGGUUCGCAGGGUCACUUGACAGCUGGCCAGGGUGCCAACGCCCCCGGCGCCAUGGCCGCUCUCUGCGCUGCUGCUCCUGAAUGCGCGCUUACUGAGGUCGAUAUCCAGAAUGCCCAGGCUUCUGACUGGACCAACGUUGUCAAAGCGUGCUUGAACCAGGCCAACUGCGUCGGCAUCACCGUCUGGGGCGUUCGCGACAGCGACUCGUGGAGGCCUUCCGGUAACCCACUACUGUUCGACUCUGGCUACAAGGCCAAGUCUUCCUACAAUACUGUGUUGGCGGCCCUGCAAUAA